This is a messenger RNA of Besnoitia besnoiti, 2106 nucleotides long. Its product is annotated as apicoplast-associated thioredoxin family protein Atrx1. NCBI's taxonomy places the organism in Eukaryota, Apicomplexa, Conoidasida, Eucoccidiorida, Sarcocystidae. The record is from RefSeq and is a predicted model, not a curated record. The transcript has 10 exons. Bases 1 to 2106 code for a protein of 701 amino acids.
AUGUCUUCGCCUCUGUUCUCGGUCUACCUGUUGCUCACUCUUCUCUCUCUGACGCCCGCGGCUCGACACUCGCUCGUGCCACAGAGCCUCCCUCGUCUUUGCGCAGCGUCAGCCGUCGCGCUCGAGCCCUCUUCGUCAUUUUCGUCCUUCUUUGAGAACGAGGAGAGCCGAGGCGAGGAGGCGGGGCGCGAGGCCCUCCGCGUGGGCGGCGAGGGCGAGCGCGACGGUCGGGGCUGGCGGGAGCACGACGAGGAGACUCACUUCUUCUCGUCUGUGGCGCCGAGCCCCUCCUCCGCGUCUGCGCCCGCGGCACCCCAGCCCUCUUCUCUGUCUGCUCCAGGCGCACGCCAUGGCCGCGCGCCUGCGAAGGAGCUCAGGACCUGCGCGACUGGCAGGCACGGAGAGCCGGUUUGCGAUAGUGCCCGCGAGGAAAGAACGGUCGAGAGAGCCAUUCAGCGGCAUCGGCAUGAGACGUCCCCUCGCGACGUGGCGUUCGCCUCUUCCCAGAAGUCGUUCGCCUCCUCGUACUCUCCCUUCGACGACGAAGACAGCGACGACGGAGGAUCUCUCCGCUUCGGGCAACGCAUGAAGGCCGCAGUGACUUGUCCCGCUGCCAAGAUCAUCCUCGGUCUCAGCGGCGUCGUCGCCCUGGGAACUCUCGGCUUCAAAUACACGCGCGACGUGCUGCGCCGCCGUCGUCGCCAGCGCCUGGAGCGCCCGCCGACGCCCUUCACAGAGCUGCUAGGCCACGUGCUCUUGAAGCGCGAGCGUGUCCACGAGCCUGUCUCGCCGUCCGCGUCUUCGCCGUCGUCGACUGUGGGGCCUGUGACGGAGGACGCAACGGGCGACGUGCUGGGCAAGCCUGGGAGCGUGACGGCUCUCUACUUCUCGGGUCGCGGCGUCGAGGAGAUGCUGCAGGCGCGAGGAUACCAGCCCUUUACGCCUCGCCUCGAGGCCAUUGUCGAGGGAUGCCGAGACCGCGGCCAAGAGCUGAACGUCGUCUAUCUCUCCGCCGACGCAGACCCCAGUGAUGCAGACAAGCACUUCAAAGAAAUGCCGUGGUAUGCUCUCCCUUUUGACGACGCGGCAGGGCAGUCUGUGAUUCAGAAGCUUUACCGGAAGUUCCGCGUCUCGACGCUGCCUCACGUCGUUCUGCUUGACGAAGAUGCGAGAGUUUUGAAUCCCCAUGCCUACGCGUCCAUGGUUAUGAGGCCCGGCGACUUCCCCUGGAGAAAGCAGACGCCGAGGGAGCUUCUCGGUGACGACUUCGUCGACGGAGAAGGCAACAAAGCCAGCGGGGACGCACUUGACAACAAAGUCGUCGGAAUCUACUUUAGCGCCUCCUGGUGCCCCCCGUGCCAGGCGUUCACGCCCAAGUUGGUCGACUCCGUGAAGCUUCUGAAAGAGCAAGGCAAGGACGUCGAGGUGGUGUUUGUCAGCAACGACCGCGACGAGAAAAGCUUCGAGGAGUAUUUCAAGAAAAUGGAGGGCUUCUUGGCCAUUCCCUUCGCUGACACCAGCCGCCGGGCCAUGCUCCAGGAAGCUCUGAAUAUCCGGUCGCUUCCGACUUUGGUCUGGAUUUCCAAGGACGGCGAAGUCUUGACCCGACGGGGCGUGCCGAGCCUGAUGGAAGACCUUGAGGGCAGAGACUUCCCGUGGAAAGAGAAGGAGAUCAACGACGUGGGUGAGACCGUCGAGGGUAUCGCGGAUGAGCCUGCUCUGAUUCUCUUCAUGGAGUAUUUGGAUGACAAAGAAAAGGAGGCUCAAGAGCAGGCGCUUCAAGAAGCUCUGAAGGUGGUGCAGAGCCAGAAAAACGAUGGCAGCGUCCCUCCGCUGCCUCGUCUAUUCACGGCGAAAAAGCUCUCGCCGCGCUCGAUCGCGCUUCGAAGAAUUUGCCGCCAAGACCCCGCUUCCGCCGGCAAAGAACAAAGUGUAGAACGCCCGAUUCUGACGAUUCUGGACCUGAUCGACCAGAGCUACUACGUGUACCCGUCGCAGGGCGAGAGCGCAGGGGGCAAAAUCUUGACGGCCGAGGAGAUCGUAAACUUCAUUAAGCAGUUCCGCAAGGAAGAACUGCAGCGCAACCCGCUCUCAGUUCCAGAGUAG